Messenger RNA from Felis catus (domestic cat), 2153 nucleotides. It is a transcript of the gene M1AP, whose product is annotated as meiosis 1 associated protein. The transcript has 12 exons. Bases 204 to 1880 code for a protein of 558 amino acids. The record is from RefSeq and is a predicted model, not a curated record. NCBI's taxonomy places the organism in Eukaryota, Metazoa, Chordata, Mammalia, Carnivora, Felidae. Gene Ontology annotation, biological process: male meiosis chromosome separation; meiosis I; spermatogenesis.
GCGCCCGGGGGCUCGGAGACUGUGGCCCUGAGGUAGACCCUAAGACGGCCCCUGAGGCGGUGCGCUCAGUGAGCAGUCCUGCGCAGCCGCAGCCUGCCGGACGCGGGCGCUUUCGACGGCGCAGGCGCGCUCCGAGAGCCUAGAGGCGCAGGUACAGAGAACAUCCAGGUAGUGACUGCAGUUCCACCUCUGGUCUGGUUGGCAUGUAUCAUGGGCGAAGUACUGGUAAAGGGCCCUCCACUCCCACGCAGAUUUACCAGCAACCUCCAAGGCUUCUCAUUGUGCAUAUUGCUCUACCGUCCUGGGCUCACAUCUGCUCCAACCUCUGUGAGGCUCUGCAGAACUUUUUCUGUCUAGCCUGCAGCUUGAUGGGCCCCAGCCGCAUGUCCCUCUUCAGCUUAUACAUGGUACAAAAUCAGCAUGAAUGUAUCCUUCCCUUUGUGAUGAAUUGGGUGCAUGCCCUCCUGCUACAGCAAGUUAUCAACCAGGAGAGUUCUCAAGCACAAGUGAAAGGGAACUUUGCUAGGCUGCAGGCCUGCAUCUCAGAACUCCGCACGUUGCAGAAAGAAGGCUGUUUCAGACCACACAGCACUUCUCUGCAGCUGGCAGUAGAGGAUGGGCUCCAGCAGUUCAAACAGUACACCAGACACGUGGCCACAGGUGCAGCUCUGAGCUACACUUCCCUGGAGAUUACUGUUCUGACUUCUCAGCCUGGAAAAGAGGUGGUCAAACAAUUGGAGGAAGGAUUGAAAGAUACAGACCUAGUAAAGGUCAGGAGACUUCAGGUGGUUGAGAUCACAGAGGGAGUCCUAGAGUGUAUGGACUCAGUAUCCCCUGUUGAAGAGCCUAGCAGCGAUGAGAGUUCUGUCCUGGGAACUGACAUUGACCUUCAGACCAUAGACAAUGAUGUUGUCAGCAUGGAGAUUUUCUUCAAAGCCUGGCUACAUAACAGUGGAACAGACCAAGAACAUAUCCAUCUUCUUCUUCCUUCACGGUGUUUCAGCAACAUUUCCAGAUCCGGAGAUGAUUCAAUGUGCCUGAAAUGUGAUCUCCAAGAGCGACUUCUCAGCCCGUCCCUGCUCCCUGGCACAGCUGAUGGCUCCUUGAGAAUGGAUGACCCCAAAGGAGACUUCAGCACACUUUACCAGAUGGCCUCCCAGUCAUCCGCCUCUUGUUACAAGCUCCGGGUGAUCAAGGCUCUAAAUUCCAGUGGGAUCUGCGAGUCAUUGACAUAUGGACUGCCCUUCAUCCUCAGACCCACAAGCUGUUGGCAGCUGGACUGGGAUGAGCUAGAGACAAAUCAGCAGCAUUUCCAUGCUUUGUGUCACAGCCUGCUGAAAAGAGAAUGGCUGCUGUUGGCCAAAGGGGAGCCCCUGAGUGGAGGACACAGCCUGAGAACGCCUGCCAGCACUUUCUAUGUGAUUGUGCCAUCACGCUCCCCCACUCUGCUGGUGAAGGCAGUGGCCACUAGGGAACUGUUGCUGCCCAGCCCCUUCCCCCCACUGCCUGAGGACCCAACUGACGUCAGCCUUAAGACUGUGGAGAGGGUGCUGGACAGCCUGGAGCUAGAGCCCACCUACAACCCCUUGCAGGCUUGGAGCCACCUGUACUCACACCUGAGCAACACCUUGACCAAGCUUCAGGGCCGGAUCCAGCCAAGCUUGGAAAGCCGGGCCCUGAGAAAGCAUCCCUGCAAGGCUGGGCAGUUGCAGACAAACCGAGUUCGAGCCACAGUGGCCCCCCUGCCUAUGACUCCAACCCCUGGCAGAGCCCCCAAGAUGCCAGCAGCCAGCAAGCCUUCCUCAGAAGUUUUCUUCUGGCCUUCCAAGGAGGAAGAAGUGGAGGAGCAGAAAGGGGAGGAGUAUCCCUCUGGGCCCUAAGUCACCAGCACCAGAGCCUGGCGGCCCUGUUCAACCACAUCCACACUAAGGCUCAUACAGUGAAUGGCCUUUGCUCCACCUGAGCCUCUGUGAGCUCCAGGCGACUGGGAAACAGAGCCUUUCCCUCCUGAGUCUUCAGAACUGCUGCCGCCCCACUGCUUAGUCCUGGAAGAGACACACCUGAACUUUUUCCUUCUCCAAGCAGGAACUCAUUUUCUUUUGGAUUAUUUGAUACUGUUAGCACAGUAUCAGAUUAAAUACCCAGUAAGUCUC